AUGCCACCCAAGAUAGAAGGCCUCCUGGUUUUACUGCUGUUUGGCUAUGAAGCCACUCUGGGAUUAUCGUCCACUGAGGAUGAGGGCGAAGAUCUGUGGUACCACAAAGCAUGCAAGUGUGACUGCCCAGGCAGUGCCAGCACCUUGUGGUCUGCUGGCACCACCACCUUAAGCUGCAUACCGGAAUGCCCAUAUCAUAAGCCCCUGGGUUUCGAAUCAGGAGAGGUUACACCCGACCAGAUCACCUGUUCCAACGUUGGGCAGUACGUGGGCUGGUAUUCCUCGUGGACCGCCAGCAAGGCCAGGCUUAACAGUCAAGGCUUCGGGUGCGCUUGGCUGUCCAAGUUCCAGGACAGCAGCCAGUGGUUACAGAUAGAUCUGAAGGAGGUGAAGGUGAUUUCGGGGAUCCUCACCCAGGGGCGCUGUGACAUCGAUGAGUGGAUGACCAAGUACAGUGUGCAGUACAGAACUGAUGAGAGCCUGAACUGGGUUUACUAUAAGGACCAGACUGGAAACAACCGCAUCUUCUACGGAAACUCAGACCGAACGUCCACAGUCCAGAACCUGCUGCGGCCCCCCAUCAUUUCGCGCUUCAUCCGGCUGAUCCCCCUGGGCUGGCACGUCCGCAUUGCAAUCCGGAUGGAGCUGCUGGAGUGUGUCAGCAAGUGUGCCUGA
This is a messenger RNA of Talpa occidentalis (Iberian mole), 675 nucleotides long. RefSeq names its product retinoschisin 1 (gene RS1). The record is from RefSeq and is a predicted model, not a curated record. Bases 1 to 675 code for a protein of 224 amino acids. NCBI's taxonomy places the organism in Eukaryota, Metazoa, Chordata, Mammalia, Eulipotyphla, Talpidae. The transcript is spliced from 6 exons.